UUUGACGCACUCGCGGACGCGGCGUGACCCGGAAAUCCUGUAUUUCCUCUUGUCGCAUCACCCGUGUAUCUUGUCUGUCAGCAAGCUGUUUCUUACAUAAACUAUUCGAUUGAAAAUAUGAAACACUUGACAGGGGAGUGACAAUAAACCGCCGCCGCAUUGAAGAAUGAGAUGCUGUUUUGUCGCUCGUGUUCGUAAACCGCAAUAAAGAAGAGGGUUCUGGAAACGCUGCUGUUUACAUCGAGACUAACACAUUUAUUUUGCUUCAGUUGCAAAGAACGGAGCGUCUGUGAAUAACUUCAUCUCUGAAUGUUGGGGAUGUGACCCUCUCUCACAUUAUGGUCUCAGCCACUCAUGUGAUCAUGACUGUCCAUCCUGUCCUGGUCCUGCUGCCCAUCCUGGGACUCUUUGUGCUUCCAUGUGCUCCCACACAUUCUCUGAACGGCCUCACCAUUGUGGCUAAUAAGACGGUGGCAAACCCAGCGGAGUGUGGGACUGAACUCUGUCCUCAGAACAAAUCCUGCACCAAUGCCUUUCUCUAUAAAGAAAAAAUGUGUUUUCUGAUUAGCUGUCCAAAUCAAACCCAGAACUCGUCUUGUGGAAAUUACACUAAUUUCAUCGACCUGUUAGUGGAACAAGAUGCAAACUCAACAGACUCUGUCCAUGUGAACAAAACUCAGACUGACGAAUCAGAACUUCCCCUUCAGUCUUCUCCCAACCAAAACUCUUCCCAACCCACUUCAAACAAUUCUUCAUCCAAUACCACUCAAACAUCAACACCUCAAACUAAUGUCUCAAACUCAACAAUAACCCCAACAGCGACUGUUUUUCAAAACAAUAUAACCACAGCGCCAACCCCCACAACACCGAAGCCUGCCACUACUGUCGCAGUGCCAAAUAUAACCAUUCCAACACCAGCCAUAACGUCCACAAAACCAACCACGACCACCUCUCCAACAACAACCAGCACAACGACAGUUGCACAAACCGCAAGACAGCCUUCGCCAACAGGGACAAAUUCAUCCACCAACAUCUCACCAUCAGUGCCUACAACACCUCCAUCCAUUCCUUUAACCAAACCACUCCAAACUUCUCCCACUCCAACAGCCGUUGAGAAGCCACCACCAAAAACCUCAAUGAACCUGCCAGUAGUGGUUCCCACACUGCCUAAAGACGUUCCCAAAGGGGGCAAAGCUAUAGUGGAGGUGGCCGGAGACCCUUUGACCAGCCACCUAUUAAACACAAGCUCCCUAUUGGCCGUUCUACUUUUCGGCCUACUGUUUUUUGUGGUCGCUGUGGCUCUUUUCCUCAAACAAGCGUACGAGAGCUACAGGAGGAAGGACUACACUCAGGUUGACUAUCUCAUCAAUGGAAUGUACGCCGAUUCGGGGGUUUGAUUUCAUUGUUUACGUUUGGUAGCAGAUCGACUUUGGUAGCACGCAUUUCGGGUUGAACAAGAUGGUUUGGCGCGUAUGUUUCAUUUCUAUGCAGACUUGGCUUCCACGUAAUUUUUGGCACCACGGGGCUGAAGCCUUAGUAUUACCUUAGCCCUCAUCCUUCGUUCGACGAAUGUCAUUAAAUAAGGGAUUCAUCGUGCAAUAUUUGGAAAUGUCCGGUCUGGUGUGUCACGUCCAGUGUUUCAUCCGCAGCGGGCGAGUUGGCUGCAAUAAUUGCCUUUUUUAUGUGUGUCGGAACGGUUCAGGAACGUUCAGAGAGUCGUUUAUGAAUUAUUGCCUCUUUUCGUAUUUGUACGCGUGAGUGAGGAACAAAUGCCAAACCAGGAAUCGUGGAACAGAAGCACAUUAUCGUAAAGCCAAGGGAAUAACUCAGCCAUUGCGUAUUUGGUGUCAGGAACAAAAGAUAAGUAAGGUAUGAAGUGUGAUCGUUUGAUAUGUGCCAAAUUGAUUUUGUAAGUCUUAAUAGCUGCACUGUUAAAAAAAGAAAAAGAGAUAUAUAAUAAAGAACUUACUUUGCACUCGGU
Messenger RNA from Danio rerio (zebrafish), 1981 nucleotides. The record is from RefSeq and is a predicted model, not a curated record. NCBI's taxonomy places the organism in Eukaryota, Metazoa, Chordata, Actinopteri, Cypriniformes, Danionidae.